Molecule: messenger RNA, 1230 nt
Organism: Lampris incognitus (smalleye Pacific opah)
Lineage: Eukaryota; Metazoa; Chordata; Actinopteri; Lampriformes; Lampridae
Gene: p2rx1
Product: purinergic receptor P2X, ligand-gated ion channel, 1
Exons: 13
Coding region: 1-1230 (409 amino acids)
Biological process (GO): monoatomic cation transmembrane transport; response to ATP
Cellular component (GO): nuclear inner membrane; plasma membrane
Molecular function (GO): purinergic nucleotide receptor activity; ATP binding; extracellularly ATP-gated monoatomic cation channel activity
Source: RefSeq, a predicted model, not a curated record
AUGAAGAACCAAAUCAGCAACGCUUUCUCCGACUUCUUCUUUGAGUACGAGACCGCGCGCCAGGUGCUGGUGAGGAACAGGAGGGUGGGAGUGGUGUGUCGACUGAUCCAGCUGGGGGUCCUGGCUUACAUCAUUGGGUGGGUGUUCAUCUACGAGAAAGGCUACCAGUCCACGGACACGGCGGUCAGCUCCGUCUUCACCAAGAUGAAAGGAGUGGGCUACACCAACGUGGACGGGAACGAGAGAGUCUGGGACGUGGCCGACUACGUCUUCCCUCCGCAGGGAGACUCGUCGUUUGUAGUCAUGACAAACUACAUAAUAACCGAAGGCCAGAUGAUGGGAAAAUGUCCAGAGCUCCCCGGCAAGCACCACUGCAAGUCAGACGCAGACUGCGAAGAAGGGACAUUCAAACGUGCGGGUCAUGGACACAUGACAGGAGUGUGUGUGAAUGACACUCGGACCUGUGAGCUCUUGACUUGGUGCCCCAUUGAAGAUGACCGCAAUAUACCAGACCCCCCUCUGUUAAUAUCGGCAGAGAACUACACACUGUUCAUCAAGAACUCUGUUACCUUUCCACUGUUUGGAGUGACCAGGAGUAACUUGGUGGAGAGUGUCGAUGCAAGUUAUAUUGGAAAAUGCCUCCACGAUGCAGACAACGCUCCGCUAUGUCCCAUAUUCAGACUGGGGGACAUCGUCAGGCUGUCUGGCUUCAACUUUGACACAAUAGCCAGAGUGGGAGGGGCUAUUGGUAUUGUUGUCGACUGGACGUGCAACCUGGACCUAGAUGUAAAACACUGUAAACCAAAGUACAACUUCCACGGCCUCUAUGGAAACCCUGGUGAGAUGGACAAAGCCAGAGCUUCAGUAGGCUACAACUUCAGAUAUGCAAGGCACUACAUGGAGGACAAGCAGCAGAAAAGAACGCUUCUCAAAGUGUUUGGCAUCAGGAUAGAAAUCAUUGUGCAGUCGCUGGCGAGAAAGUUUGAUAUCAUCCCAACACUGACGGCUAUAGGCUCUGGUGUGGGCAUUUUCGGAGUGGCAACUGUGGUGUGUGACUUGGUGCUGCUCUAUUUGCUACCAAAGAGGAAUUUUUACAAGAAUAUGAAGUUCAAAUACACAGACGUACAAGCGCAGGACCAUGAUUCGGAAGCAUGCAGCACAGAAAAGGAAUCCAAAGUACCAACACGGCAUGUCAAUAUACCACUGGAAAGAUGUCAGAACAGGUCCUAA